Molecule: messenger RNA, 1224 nt
Organism: Necator americanus (New World hookworm)
Lineage: Eukaryota; Metazoa; Nematoda; Chromadorea; Rhabditida; Ancylostomatidae
Exons: 9
Coding region: 1-1224 (407 amino acids)
Biological process (GO): G protein-coupled receptor signaling pathway
Cellular component (GO): membrane
Molecular function (GO): G protein-coupled receptor activity
Source: RefSeq, a predicted model, not a curated record
AUGCCUCGACCAACUGUACGCCUGACACUAACAUCUCUAGGUCGUAAUGAUUGGAAAAUUUCAGAUUGUGAAAUGAACAUCAGUGAAGAAGUGGAGGAGUGCGGUUUUUUCGAAGGAUACACGCUGCAGCGAUUCGUCAUAAUCACGUCCUUCUCACUGAUUUCUCUGUUUGGUAUACUGGCAAACACCCUACUUAUGGCCGUGUUCUGGAAGACUUUACCUGCUUCCGUGUAUUUGGCGUGUCUAGCUUCUAUGGAUAUGCUCAUAUGCCUCACAUAUCUUCUUCUGUUCGGAGUGGAUGCCGGAUUUGUUUACCUCAAGGAUAAGACGUUAUUCUUUCUGUAUCAUCGCUACAUCGUUCCGAUAUUCUUCGUCGCAAAAACUGUACAAUUCGCGAUACCAUUUCUGCUCAUUCUCAUAACACUUGAACGAUAUGUUUGGACAACAAAGGAGAAGACGAGACAACUUUUUGCGCCGGUGUUUAACGACAAAGGGCGCUGCAUCACUGUUUCUAUCCUUGUUGGGCUGAGCGCACUCCUCAGAUUGCCGGUUUUAUUCGCAACUGAGGUCAAGCAAUUCCCUCACUGCAAUGACUACUUCCGUAGUGAAUCGGUCUCACCGGCAGAAUGGGCGUCGAACAGUCACGCUUACUACGUGUUCGAUUUUCACGUGAUAACAGCCGUACAAACAUGCUUCCCGUUUUUUGUUCUGCUUAUUCUGAACAUGGUUAUCGUGAGGCGCUUGGUUGCAGAGAAGAAAGAGAAUACUUACACCGGGGUAAAACAUCGCAUGUCAGGAUACGCCCUGCACACGAAUCCUGCACAAAUGCAGUCGACGUUGUCAGAGAACAUAGUUUUACUCGAAGUUGCAGGAGAAGUAAUGAAGGAAACGGUGAUGAAGAGAUCGGAUCGUGGCAAGCGAUCCCAGCUAAGAAAUGCAAUCUACACCAUGCUUGCAAUUGUAAUGUCCUACCUCGUGUGUAACGGAGUUCAUCUUUUCCUCACAUUUCUAGAAAGAACAGGAUCUUCGCUGUUAUACGAUUCAGGAGAUCCGAAUCAGUCCAGCAAUUUCUAUAUUGCACUUUCCGACACGGUCAGUAUCUGCUACAUGGUCUCAUCUGCAAUACGUAUUCUGAUCUACGCUAAGUGCAAUCCAAAGCUCAGACAAGAGAUCAGCGAUUAUCUUCAUGAUAGGAAAAAACUCUCGAUGGAGAAUGACUCUUAG